Saprolegnia diclina VS20 is the source of this 657-nucleotide messenger RNA. RefSeq lists its product as hypothetical. The coding region runs from base 56 to 610 and encodes 184 amino acids. The transcript is spliced from 3 exons. Lineage: Eukaryota; Oomycota; Saprolegniomycetes; Saprolegniales; Saprolegniaceae. The record is from RefSeq and is a predicted model, not a curated record.
CACGUGGCCAGCGUGCAUUUCAGUGGUCAUCAGCAGCAACAACAUAUCGCAGCUCAUGGCGCCGCCUCCCGCCACGAAGAGCAAGCUCGUGCAGAAGAUCAAGCCGAACAAGGCCAAGAAGGCGGCUGCCAAGGUUGAAGCCAAGCAGGCGACUGUCCAAGUGGCGGCCACCAAUACCGUCGUGGCGGCCACCAAGAGCAGCAAGAAGAAGAAGAAGAAGGCCAAGCAAGCGGCCGCCGCCGACGAGACCAAUGACGCUAUCGACGCUGAGGUCGACGCCGUCGCCGAAGACGAUGGCGAAGACAAGGUCGAUGCCAAAAUGGAGCUGGACGCGCUCUUUUCGGGCUUGAAGGCCAAGAAGAAGAAGGCACAGGCCGACACUGCGGCCGAGCAAAAGCGGCUUGACGACGAGCGCGCCGAGAAACUCGCGUACCGCAAGAAGCUCGAGAAGAUCGAGAACGAAUACAAGAUGAAGCACAGCGACAGCUCCAACCCCGUGCCAGUUCGCUACGACGCCGACGGGCUCCCGAUCUAUACAGCGGCAUCGCUGCGCAUCAACCAGGGUGGUGACACGGCCGACUGCCCGUUCGACUGCUGGUGCUGCUUUUAAAUUAACGAAAAAUCCUGCCACGUAUUACAUAUUGCAAGUGUAUCGAG